Molecule: messenger RNA, 435 nt
Organism: Trypanosoma brucei brucei TREU927
Lineage: Eukaryota; Euglenozoa; Kinetoplastea; Trypanosomatida; Trypanosomatidae
Exons: 1
Coding region: 1-435 (144 amino acids)
Source: RefSeq, a predicted model, not a curated record
AUGCCACGGUGGCAAACUCACACUUUCCGCUUACACGAAAAUACGGCUGCGCGUCCACCGGGAAAACUUUAUGUCACCUUUUUCUUUCUCUUCGUUAAGUUCUCCACCUUCCGUACUGCCCUUCUUUCUUUUUCUUUAACUUUCCGUUCUUGUUCCCUUUUUGUUUUUUUAACUUUAAUUUUAUUUCCCCUCCCUCAAUCCACGGUAGACUGGUUGUGCUUUAUUUUUUAUUUUUUAUUUUCCCCCUUACCUCUCUUCUAUCUUAUUAAUCUCUUACACAGUUAUUUUUUGUUUUUUGUUUUCGGUGUUGUUUUUGUUGUUGCAGCUUUGAUCCACCCUUCCUUUCCUUUUUUUUUUAAUAUAUAUAUUUUUCCACUGUGGGUAUCCAAAAAAAGAAAAAAAUUAACGUCAACAACCUCCGAGCGCAGUGAUUGA